Molecule: messenger RNA, 5141 nt
Organism: Pseudophryne corroboree (corroboree frog)
Lineage: Eukaryota; Metazoa; Chordata; Amphibia; Anura; Myobatrachidae
Gene: HPGD
Product: 15-hydroxyprostaglandin dehydrogenase
Exons: 7
Coding region: 212-1006 (264 amino acids)
Biological process (GO): female pregnancy; prostaglandin metabolic process
Cellular component (GO): cytoplasm
Molecular function (GO): 15-hydroxyprostaglandin dehydrogenase (NAD+) activity
Source: RefSeq, a predicted model, not a curated record
CAAGUAGAGAGCAAGCCAGGAGAGAUAAGAGCUCACAGCACAGGGCUCCGGGGAAGGGAAAGCAGCGCAGGAGCCGCCUUAUCAGUCACACACAUGCAGCCUGGGAGGAGGUGACAGCACUACAUCAGACCGCAGCAGCCUCCAUCCACCGAGUCACAGACUGGGACAGCGCAGCGCACUAGCAGGCAUCAGCAGGCACGGGACACUCAUCAUGUACGCCAAUGGGAAAGUGGCACUGGUCACCGGGGCUGCACAGGGAAUUGGAAGAGCUAUGGUGGAGGAACUUCUACAGAAAGGAGCUGCGCUGGCAAUGGUGGACCAAAACUGCAUAGCGGGUGAGCAGUGUAAAGCCUCCCUUGAUGAGCAAUUCGGAAGUCACAGGACGUUGUUUAUCCAAUGUGAUGUCACAGACCAAGAACAACUGAAAGAUGCAUUUCAAAAGACAGUGAAACAUUUCGGAAGGUUGGACAUACUAGUGAACAAUGCUGGAGUCAAUAAUGAAAAAGACUGGGAGAAAACUAUAGAAGUGAACUUGAUUUCUGUCAUUAGAGGAACCUAUAUUGGCUUAGAACUCAUGAGCAAAAAGAAUGGAGGUCAUGGAGGUGUCAUAAUCAACAUAGCAUCGUUGGCAGGGCUCACACCAGCUGCCUACCAACCAGUGUACUCUGCGUCAAAGCAUGGGGUAAUUGGAUUCACACGAUCAAUAGCUGCUCUGUCCUCUAUUGGAAAUUAUGGUGUGAGGAUAAAUACAGUGUGUCCGGCAUUUGUAGACACACCACUCCUGGAAUCCAUUGACAAAGAAGAAAAUAUGGGAGUGUAUUAUAAGUACAAGGAUAACAUAAAGGAUAUGAUGAAAUUAUUUGGUGUACUAGACCCAUCACUAAUAGCCGAAGGCUUGGUAAGACUCAUAGAAGAUGACACCGCUAAUGGCGCAGUAAUGAAAAUCACAACCUCCCGGGGAAUUCACUUUGAAGAAUUUUCAGCACAGCAGAAGACAAAAGUGUGAAACGUUAACGAAAUAACAAAAUCACAAAACAAAAAAACGUUAACAAAAACAAAAGCUGUAACUAAUAUACAUGUUGCUCAUAUAUGGAAAAGAAAAAUGUAAAAAAAAAAAAAUAUGCACAAAUUUUGAGUGAAUGCAGGUAUUAAGUAUCAAUCGUAUAUGCAUAUUCUUGAGAACUUUUGACAUAAGUGCUUGAAUCAAUAUGCAUAAGUAAGUUCUCAAGGCUGGUGAUAUACCUUUCAAGUUUACCAGUUUUCACCGAAAUUUUGUAGUUUCCAACAGCCACAUAGGAAGUGCUCUAAUAGAAAGUGGUAGCAAUCUUACUGGAAAAGGUGUGAGAAGGGCAGAAUAGAGCAUUGCCGUGUGGCUUAGGGGUCUAUUCAUUAAGCAGUGAAAAGUGUGGAGAAGUGAGCCAGUGGAGAAGUUGCUCAUGGCAACCAAUCAUCAUUGAAGUAACAUUUAUAAUUUGCAUACUAUAAAAUUGUAUGGACCAGCUAAUUGGUUGCCAUGGGCAACUUCUCCACUCUUUUCACUGCUUCAUGAAUAGACCCCUUAGUGUUGUGGCCCAGUGUAUUCAACUUUCCACUGUGAAAUGUUGGGGGAGUAUAAUUUUUUACCUUCCAUAUAAUUUCCAGACACAAAGAAGACCUUAUUUGGAAAGCACCUAGCAAUGCCUCAAUUCUUGAGUUACAAUUAAAGGCAGGGAUGACAAAUUCAGUUGUGGGCCUGCUGACUACAAUAGACUAGGAAGCUCCUGAAAUAACCCCAAUCUUGCUGAUAAAGGAAAAAUAAAUAAAUUCUGUAGAUAACUUUAUAAUACAGUCAUUACCAAUAGAAAUGUGGGCCUGGUCUUAUGUGUCUAGACAUAUAUUUGUACAUACUGUACCUUGUAAGUUUCUUGACACAGUCACAGUAUGUACUGUAUAUGCAUAUCCUCCAACUGCACCGAUUUAGCCGGUACAGUACCGUUUAUUUAUGGUCUGUACCAGUGCCGGAUUAAGUCUUUUGGGGGCCCGGGGCACUUAAGAUAGGGGCGCCUCUCCCUCACAUCAGCACCGCACCCCUGGCUGUGGCCACUGUGCCACCUCCCCAUUUGCAGGAUAUAUAUAUAUAUAUAUAUACAUAUAUAAAAUCAGCUCCAUGUGUCUGGCACUGGCAAAUGGUGACAGGGUUGGUAGACCCAAUAGAUGCAUAGAGAUGACAGGUUGCACUCAGCAGACUUGUUUGCAGUUUACAAAAACGAUUUCGGGCUUGUGUCUGUUGUUGGGCACAAUAUUAUGCCUGACAAUGGGUGCAAGCCUGAAACAUAGGAAUAUAGGACAAUUUUAAAACAAGUCAACAGACUGCAACCUGUCAUCUCAAUGCAUAUAUACUGUAAGUGUGUCUCUCUUUCCCUCUCCCAGCAACUCAUCAUAUCCACCCCUUAUAUUUUUAAUGACACCCCAUCCCUUAUAUAUGAUCCCCACCCCUUAAAUAUUUAAUGAUCACACCUCAUCCCCACUUUGUAAAUAUUAGUUGACUGCACUCAAUUCCACUUUAGAAAGUAUAUUUAACACCCCUCCAUCCUCCCCUUCCCUCCCGCGCACACACACACAACUUUAUACACUGAUCUCUGCUCAGGCAGCGUCCAGCAAACCUCCUGCUCCUCCUGACAGAUGCACAGCGCCAGCAUCUUCUAGUAGUCACCAGCGCUGCUGGAGAAGCAGGGAGCAUGCAGCGACGCGUCCCGCUGCGGGUACAGACAUAGGUGCAGGGCAGGCAGACGAUUGAACUUUUCGCCAGGCUCCGCCAUCAGCAGCAGCUUCUGCACUGCUACUGCUGGAAGUCUGCUGCUGGUGGUGAAGCAUGAAGAGAAGUAGAACCGUCACUGUACAGCAGCUCUGGACGGGGGGCCCCAUUAGAGAGUGGGGCCUGGGGUAACUACCCCCUGGGCUCCCCCCCUUAAUCCGGCACUGGUCUGUACCGACCUAAACAGGGUCUGUACUGGGUGCAGUGUUUCCUGAUUGCUAUAGAUGUCUAUAGCACCACUGCAGGGUAUUAUAUAUAUAUAUAUAUAUAUAUAUAUAUAUAUAUAUAUAAUUUUUAUUUAUUUUUUGUAUCAAUUUUGCAACUCCAUGAAGGCAUGUACUGUUAAUACAGUAUGUGUGUUAAUUUGUAUGAUCUAGAUGUCUUAGUGAUACAUCAUUCUUCUGGUGUAGUUUCCCCCAGGAGUACAUUAUUUGCACCAAAUAUCAGCAAUUAAUACCCAAACUUAUGUUAUCUUCUUUGUCACACAAACAAUCAUAACAAAUAUAACAGUAAAUGCAUUGGAUGGAACUUUUGAAUCAAUGAACUUGUGUGUGUUGGAAACAUUUGCUACAUUAUACAAGAAAAUCCAUCAAUAGUAUGUGGUAUUCUCUUUUCCACAUUUGAUCUAAUUGAAUUGUAUUCAUAAGUGAUGGGUAACACGCCCCUCACCCCAAUACUGGAAGUCCAAGAAAACAUUCUUCUUUGUAUAUAUGAGACACCUUCCUAUUUCCCAGUGAUCCUGAUAGUGUUAGAUAGGUUCAUGUGUGGCGUGUAUGGAUGGUGAUAUCUUCUUAUGUAAUCAUUGGUGUGUAUGAAGUAUGCUUUGGUGAUCUGAUGUCAACAUUGUCUUCAUAAUCCCAGUUGUCUCUGUGAGGAGAAGGACCCUAGAGAUGGGAUGGACUAUAAACACUUAAUUAGUGCCUUUUACUAUUAACAGAAGUCAUGGCAUACUAUUGUAGAUAAUGUUUUAUAAUGUAUUAUUAUGUCCACAAAUAAUGUAUCCCAUAGGUUAGGCAAAUAUAGGAUUUUACAUAUACUGUGAAUGUAGAUGACUGAAAAACAUGUAUGCAUGUCAAAGGAAAAAAAAUGAUAUGUUAAUUAAACUGGCUUUAUCGUGUACUAUAGUACAAUUAUCAUGUACUAUAGAACAAUUAUGUGGCAAUAAUUAGCAUUCUAUUAUUGAUUAGAAAAUCGCAGCUAUAUUCAUUGUUGAAUAUUGUAACAAAUGUACAUAACUAAAUUAUAUUCUUUAUGACUAUAAGGGUGGUGUCACACAGGUGCCUGUCAUGUUAGAGCUUUAAUAGCUUUCAAAGUGCUAGUGCCUAAUUUGUACAGCAUUUUUAAUUGCAUCUUGAAAAAUAUAGCAUCAAUGGCCCUCAUUCCGAGUUGUUCGCUCGUUGCCGAGUUUCGCUAUAUUGCGAUUAGUCGCUUACUGCGCAUGCGCAAGGGUCGCAGAGCGCAUGCGCUUAGUUAUUUUACUCAAAAGUUAGGUAUUUUACUCACGGCAUAACGAGGAUUUUUCAUCGUUCUGGUGAUCGGAGUGUGAUUGACAGGAAGUGGGUGUUUCUGGCCGGAAACUGUCCGUUUUAUGGGAGUGUGCGAAAAAACGCUGGCAUUUCUGGGAAAAACGCGGGAGUGUCUGAAGAAACGGGGGAGUGUCUGGGCGAACGCUGGGUGUGUUUGUGACGUCAAACCAGGAACGAAACUGACUGAACUGAUCGCAAUGGCUGAGUAAGUCUCGAGCUACUCAGAAACUGCAAAGAAAUAUCUUUUCGCUAUAUUGCGAAUACUUCGUUAGCAAUUCUGCUAAGCUAAGAUUCACUCCCAGAGGGCGGCGGCUUAGCGUGUGCACUGCUGCGAAAAGCGGCUAGCGAGCGAACAACUCGGAAUGAGGGCCAAUGUACUGCCACGCACAUAGCGGGUUAUUGUAACUUUGUUGUGUUUUACUCGCACCAACUAGAAACUUUAUAACUCAAAACAUUAUCCUCCCUGUAUAACCUACAUACUAUUAGCGUGCAAAGUUCUAACAGGUCCGCGUAGAUAAAUGAAUCGACCUGCAUAUGUGACACAAUCUGCUCAAGCAUAAUGCAUAAUGUAUUUCAGUUGGAGAGUAUUGUGAUUGAGUGCUUUACACACUUGUCCAUAAGCAUGCUCUCAGUGAUUGAAAAUCACUUGAGCAAGGAAAGCUUCCGGCAUGUUCUUCAUUUUAUCUUAAGAUUUAAUUUGGAGCAAUUAGACACUGCACAAGAAAAACAGCAUUGGGGCACCACCCAAAGAGAUAUGUUGUGAUAUACGGUAUGUGAUUUUUUUUUUUAUGUAUUUGAUUAAUAAAUGCUUCUGAACUGUA